Messenger RNA from Ornithodoros turicata, 1128 nucleotides. RefSeq names its product GPN-loop GTPase 2-like. The transcript is spliced from 5 exons. Lineage: Eukaryota; Metazoa; Arthropoda; Arachnida; Ixodida; Argasidae. Gene Ontology annotation, cellular component: cytoplasm. Gene Ontology annotation, molecular function: GTPase activity. The record is from RefSeq and is a predicted model, not a curated record. The coding region runs from base 104 to 1054 and encodes 316 amino acids.
UCAAAACUAAAAUGGCGCCACUCGUUGGAGAAGUUUUUGUAAAUCUCUAUGCUUUUUAGCAGUAGUUAUCAGAAGGGUUUUAAUCUGGUUUUAAUGAGAAGCAAUGAAAUUUGGACAAGUGGUAAUAGGGCCUCCGGGCUCGGGGAAAACGAGCUACUGCAAAGCAAUGCAAGAGUUCAUGACGUCGCUGGGGCGGAAAGUAGCCGUAAUCAACAUAGAUCCCGCAAACGACGUGCUACCUUACGAAGCAUCAGUUGACAUUUCCUGCUUAAUUCGACUGGAUGACGUCAUGGAAAGGCUGAAAUUGGGUCCAAAUGGGAGCUUUGUAUAUUGCAUGGAACAUUUGGAAAUGAAUUUAGACUGGCUACUGGAGCAAAUGAACACGUAUGGAGAUCGUUAUUUUCUCAUCGACUGCCCGGGACAGGUUGAGCUCUACACACACCACAAUAGUGUCAAGAAUAUCAUGGCAAGCCUGCAAAAAAACGAUUUCAGAAUAACUGCCGUUCACCUAGUCGACUCUCACUACUGCAGCGACCCCUCAAAAUUUAUUGCCGUUUUGUUGACGUCACUGUCCACGAUGCUUCAAAUUGAGUUGCCGCACGUUAACAUCCUGUCCAAAGUAGACCUCAUAGAAAAGUAUGGCAAACUCCAGUUUGGACUGGACUUCUACACAGAUGUCUUAAAUCUGUCUCAUUUAGCCGACACACUUUCUGAUGAUCCGGUCAUGAAAAAAUACAAAAUGCUCAAUGAGGCCAUAGCUGGUGUCGUAGAGUAUUAUGGCUUGGUGUCCUUUGUACCACUCGACAUCCAGGAUAAGGAGUGCAUGUGGAACGUCCUCAAGACCUGCGACAAAGCAAAUGGCUACAUCUUCGGACAGUCGGAAGAGCAGAACUUGCAAAAGAUGUUGACUUCCGCUCUGCGUACUGACACGGAGUCUCAGGACAUCAUAGCGAGGCUCCACGAGAGACUGACCACAGCUGGCACUAAGACUGUCAUUAAUAAUGAGGAUAUUACGGACUGUGCCGAAAUCCUAAGCGACAAUGACAGUUCCUGACAAGUGGUUUGUCCAUCAUCGUUUCAUUUGUAAAUAAACAUACUUCAGUAAUUUUAGAAAUGUCCUGACAAACA